AUGUCGAAAUUGGACGAGGUUAUACAGGAUCUAAUCCACGCCAACCACAUUAUGCAUUACAAUGGGGUGGUUGAUGCAUUUGGACAUAUUUCGGUCCGUCAUCCUCAUAAGCCAGAUGUCAUGAUCAUGUCGGCGAACAUGGCACCGGCUUUGGUCCGCACGGGGGAUGAUUUCGUCGAAUAUCGCAUUGAAGAUGCCCAGCCUGUCGCGAAAGAGGGUGCACGAGGAGGUUUCAUUGAGCGAUAUAUUCACUCUGAGCUCUUCAAGAAGUACCCGGAUAUCAACUCAGUGAUUCACUGUCAUGCGCAGGAUGUUCUACCAUACGCAGUGUCUGGGGUUCCAUUCAAACCAUUUGGCCAUACGAAUGGAUUUCUUGGUCAGUCUCUACUUUCUCCCCCCCAAGAGAUCAAUCUUAUCAGCAUGUUCAGCGACUUGAUGACUGUCACUGACUCACAUCAACACCAGGACAAGAAACACCUAUCCACGACGUCGAAGAAUGCUAUCGACCAGGCGACUCACACGACCUCCUCAUAA
This is a messenger RNA of Exophiala mesophila, 534 nucleotides long. RefSeq lists its product as uncharacterized. The record is from RefSeq and is a predicted model, not a curated record. Gene Ontology annotation, biological process: pentose catabolic process. NCBI's taxonomy places the organism in Eukaryota, Fungi, Ascomycota, Eurotiomycetes, Chaetothyriales, Herpotrichiellaceae. Bases 1 to 534 code for a protein of 177 amino acids. The transcript is spliced from 2 exons. Gene Ontology annotation, molecular function: aldehyde-lyase activity. Gene Ontology annotation, cellular component: cytosol.